UGGUUGUAUUCCUACGCUGCACAUGUUGGUCUCCCGGUGGCGCGAGUGCAAGUAGGCUAGAGGUUUCUAAAAUAUAAGACAUUUCUCAUACAUAAAUAUGGAACAACUAAUCCAAAUUUUAGAAAAAACGACGUCUGCUGAUAAAAAUGAGUUGGAAGCAGCCCUAAAAUAUCUCAACCAAGCAGCUGAAGCUAACCUGCCAGGCUAUGUGAAGGUGCUGAGUGACGUGCUGCACCAUGGCAGCAACUCGGGCGUAGCUCGCAUGGCUGCGGGCAUCCAGCUCAAGAACACGCUCGCAUCCAAUGAUCCUAAAGUCAAAGUCGAGUACCAGCGCAGGUGGCUGGCCUUCCCUAUUGACACCAGAAAUUACAUCAAGAACAAUGUGCUAGGAGCUCUUGGGACUGAGCUGACUCGUCCGAGUUCAGCAGCGCAAUGUGUAGCGUACAUCGCCGUGACGGAGCUGCCAGUGCAGCAGUGGCCUGAAGUUAUGGAACGUCUCUGCACUAACGUCACGGCUCCUGGUGCUACUGAUGCUAUCAAAGAGGCCACACUCGAAGCUAUUGGAUACAUUUGCCAGGACAUCGAGCCCGAUGUGAUCGCAAGCUUCAGCAACAACAUCCUGACUGCCAUCGUGCACGGCAUGAAGAGCGGCGAGCCUAACGAGCACGUGAGGCUUGCGGCCACUAACGCCUUGCUCAACUCGCUGGAGUUCACCAAACAGAACUUUGACCGCGAGACCGAGCGACACUUCAUCAUGCAGGUUGUGUGUGAGGCAACGCAGUCCUCGAACACGCAAAUAAAAGUGGCGGCGCUUCAGUGCCUCGUUAAGAUCAUGUCGCUCUACUACCAGUACAUGGAGCAUUACAUGGGACCUGCUCUCUUUGCUAUAACCCUGGAAGCAAUGAAAAGCGAUAGCGACGAGGUAGCUCUGCAGGGCAUAGAAUUCUGGAGCAACGUAUGUGAUGAGGAGGUGGACCUCGCCAUUGAGGCGUCAGAAGCGGAGGAAAUGGGCAAACCUCCUGAGAGAACUUCACGCUUCUAUGCCAAAGGCGCCUUGCAGUACCUGGUGCCGGUGCUCAUGAUGACGCUCAGCAAGCAAGAGGAGACGGAUGAUGAUGACGAGUGGAACCCUUGCAAGGCAGCUGGUGUGUGCAUCAUGCUGCUGGCGACGUGUGUUGAGGACGACAUCGUCCCACACGUCCUGCCCUUCGUCAAUGAGAACAUCAACAGCAGCAGCUGGAACCUUAGAGAUGCCGCCAUCAUGGCUUUUGGCUCCAUCUUGGAGGGACCAGACCCCACGAAGCUGCGCCCAAUGGUGGAGCAAGCAAUGCCUACGCUCAUCAACGCCCUGAAGGACAGCUCGGUCGUGGUGCGCGACACCACCGCCUGGACGCUCGGCCGUGUGUGCGAGCUGUCGCCUGACGCUGCCGUCAAUGAGGCCUAUCUUAAUGUUCUGCUCGAGGCCCUCGUGUUCAGUCUUAAGGCUGAGCCGCGCGUAGCAGCGAACGUGUGUUGGGCUCUGAGCUCGCUGGCUGAGGCCGCCUACGAGCACGCUGAUGCCAACGACAUGGACGGUGAACCCCCCACCUACUGCCUCUCGCCCUUCUUUGAUGCCCUCGUCAGUGUGCUUCUGGAGACCACUGACCGACCUGACGGCAAUCAAUGCAAUCUUAGAAAUGCGGCCUAUGAAGCUCUCAUGGAGCUCAUGAAGAAUUCUCCUCAAGACUGUUACUCGACCGUGCAGAGAACCACAAUCAUCAUUCUUGAGCGACUCCAGCAAGUUCUUCACAUGGAGUCUCAGGUGCAAAGUGCCAGCGACCGCGUACAAGUAAACGACAUCCAGUCGCUGCUGUGUGCCACCCUCCAGUCUGUGCUCAGAAAAGUUACCAAGGAGGAUGCACCCAAAAUCAGCGAUGCCAUCAUGUCGGCUCUCCUUCAAAUGUUCCAGUCCUCAGCCCAGGGCAAGAGCGGCGGCGUGCAAGAAGAUGCUUUGUUGGCGGUGUCUACGCUAGUUGAAGUGUUGGGGUCGAGCUUCUUGAAAUACAUGGACGCCUUCAAGGGCUGGCUGGGCAUGGGUCUCCGCAACUAUGAGGUCUUGCCUGUCUGCUCUGCUGCUGUGGGCGUCACUGGAGAUAUUUGCAGGGCCCUUAAUGAGAAGGUUGAGCCGUACUGUGACGAACUCAUGGAGCUGCUCGUUCAGAACCUCAGCAAUGACCAAGUCAAUCGUGCAGUCAAGCCUGCCAUCCUUGCUGUUUUUGGUGACAUGGCACUGGCCAUCGGUCCCAAGUUUACCAAGUACUUGGACAUUGUUCUGCCCAUGCUGCAGCAGGCUUCUCAGGCCCAGGUUGACCGCAACGAUUUCGACAUGGUGGACUAUCUGAACGAACUCCGCGAGAGCUGCCUGGAUGCCUACACCGGCAUCGUGCAAGGACUCAAAGGCGCCGAAGACACCCCCAAUCCUGAAGUGCAGCUCCUCCGUGAACACGUGCCCUUCAUCAUGUCCUUUAUUACAAACGUCGCGUCUGAUGACGAAAAGUCUGACCCUGUCGUUGCCAGUUCAGCGGGACUCGUUGGCGACCUAUGCAGCGUUUUCAACGCUCAAAUGCUGGAGCUGGUCGAAGUGGAGCCCAUAGGAAACUUGCUGCUGCAAGGCCGUCGCUCCAAGACCAACAAGACGCGCACUCUCGCCACGUGGGCCACCAAGGAGAUCAGAAGAAUCAAGAACGCCUUCGCCAACGCUGGUGGAGGCGCUCCUGGCACUGCUCCCACUGCCAUACCUACUUGAUGAGAGCUGCUUUAGUGAUGAGACGAAUCGAAUGAACCUGUGGUAUGGAUGAGCUUCAAAAGGAAGCGACCUUUUUAAAUGGUGAGCAAGUGGUGAAAUCUUGAACUGUGUGUCCAUCGUAGCAAGUUUUAUUUUCUGUUCCACACAGUCGUGCUCUUUGGUAUGAAGAUUUGCUUGUUUAUCAUUACUGUUAUAAGGAAGAUUUGACCGCCCAAGUGUUUUCUCGUGACAUGUGUCUUGGCUUGAUGUGGUCAUACAUGGUUUACAAAGUCGUGCUCUUUGUUAUGCAAGAUUAGCUUGUUUAUCAUUACUGUUAUAAGGAAGAUGUGAGCGCCCUAGUGUCUUCAUGCGACGUCUGUCUUGGCUUGUUCUCCUGGUCAUACAUGAUGAGAUGUGGUGUUGUCUGUGCCAAGGUAGUGGGAGCUUCAGCGCCUUCCUCUUGCCGAUCGACCGUCUCAUUGAUGCGUGUUGCUGGUGGUUAUAGUGCCUUUAUGCCUGGUGCUGUGCUCUUUCUCUCUCUUUACUCUAAUAAUCUUUAAGGUUUGGUUUAUUUCUAUUCUCAAGUUUCGUAUGUUGGAUAAUCCUACAUUUUUCUAGUCAUCCAUUGUUGUCGAAACAUUUCACUCCGAUACGAAGCAAAUAAUUUUUUUUGUAGCUCAUGGUGUGGCGGUCAGUUUUCGUUUCAUUUAUCGACUUAACCUUGAAAUUUUUGGUGUAUCGUGCUCCACUUUACGUAAAACUUGAUAGCAUCGACGUAAAAUAAAUUUUCACAAUUAAUGCUUGGCUGUAAAUGUACUACCAAGCUUCUAAUAUUCGCUGCAACGCAGAGUGACUCGAAGCGUCGGUAGCACCAUAGUCUGGUUUGAUCAAUCUUUAUGGUACUAAUGUUCUUGUUCAUGAUCUCGUCAUCUUUGUGUGUUAUUGUGUAAUGAUUUUAUGCCUUCGGAAAUAUUGUAGGUUGCGUUUAUGAGAGUGGAUGUAUGUAGACGCCAAGUUAUUGAUGGUCAUGUGAUCAGCUGGUAUGAGAACAAACAUUUUCCGAGCGAUUGUUUCCUGCGUUGUGCAAGCUAUCAUUAAGAUGAACAUCUCCCCACUGUCGUGUGCAUCGUGUGAUGCGUAUAGAUGAUUAAGAAUUAUGACUCGCUUAUGAGUGUCUUUACCGUAUAAGAUUUUGUAACAUUGUAUAAUUCUUGGUGAGUGCCGUAUGUUUAAGAAUACCUCAGUGGAACUGAAUGUCGUAUGUUUAAGUAUAAUUCUUAUGAACUUAUGCCCGUUCUCUUGUCUGUGAUAAAUGAGGAGACCGUGAGUGUCGCGUGUACAAAUUAGCGAGGUGCGUGAGGAUACCGCUGUUCCUCAUCCUUACAUGCCAAGUAUGCUGACCUUUAUAUUGUUUAUAUUCGCAACUCUCUCUUCUAGACGAGUUGCGCCAACUAUACUAGUGUAAAUAGAUUAUCAUUGUUGCUGCAUUUAGCCCAUUAUAAGGUCAGCAUCCUUCGCUUUCUCUUGCUCUGGUGUACAUUAUUGUGUAUGUAGGAAGUAUUGUUAUGGUGUUGUGGUGGUGCUGGAGCUCCACUAGCGUUUUGCUUGCGAGACUUUCUCUGCGACUGACGUUAAAUGACCAACUUUUUUGUUUAUGUUAGGUGCCUACCUCAGGUCAAACGUUACCGCCAUUAUUUUAUUGACUGUACUGACGAUUCGCCUAUUGUGUGCUUUGUCGCUGUGUUGUUAGCAUGAGAUAAGUAAAUGAAAUUAUUUUCCUAAUGUGCCAGUCUGCUCAUCCAAUUUUGUGUUACAAUUUGUGCAUGCUGGUGUGAGGAUGCGAGCGUGAUAACACGACGACGCAGUUCGUGUGGCAUGGUCGUGACGUGUCUGUGAUAUUUGAUGCUGCUUCCAGUUCAUAGGAUACCAACGUCAACUUACUGCUAUCAUCUUAUCAUUUUGUGACUUUUUCUACAGUGUUGUAUGAUGUGUGUUGAGUGAGAGUUGUAUUACUGAAGGCGCCAGGAGCGUACUAGCAAGCCAAACAUUUACCGCGUACGGGAAUGCUCGUUUAUCUGAAGUUUAUUUGACGUUUAUUUGGUAUGAAUGUUACGGCUGCAUGUGUGUAUGAGGAAACAUUCCUAAGCCUACUAGUUGUACGCCAGCAUCUUGAAUGGAGCGCUAAAUAAAGUGCGGAGAAUUGUUCAUUUGACCGUCAUUGCGGAACUUGUCGAGCUAUCGUUCUCUUCAAUAGGUUGCCAUUGCUAAAAAUCCUAUCUAUUUUAGGCAGGACUAAUAGCCAUAGGGAACCAUUAAGACUAAGAUUGGAAACUAUGUAUUAGUUGCUACAAUAAAAUAUGAAUAUGG
Messenger RNA from Hyalella azteca, 5131 nucleotides. It is a transcript of the gene Fs(2)Ket, whose product is annotated as importin subunit beta-1. Gene Ontology annotation, cellular component: nucleus; cytoplasm. The record is from RefSeq and is a predicted model, not a curated record. Gene Ontology annotation, molecular function: small GTPase binding; nuclear import signal receptor activity. Gene Ontology annotation, biological process: protein import into nucleus. The transcript has 16 exons. Bases 98 to 2785 code for a protein of 895 amino acids. Lineage: Eukaryota; Metazoa; Arthropoda; Malacostraca; Amphipoda; Hyalellidae.